Messenger RNA from Helobdella robusta, 1059 nucleotides. RefSeq lists its product as hypothetical. Lineage: Eukaryota; Metazoa; Annelida; Clitellata; Rhynchobdellida; Glossiphoniidae. Gene Ontology annotation, biological process: chromatin remodeling. The transcript has 7 exons. Gene Ontology annotation, cellular component: nucleus. The coding region runs from base 1 to 1059 and encodes 352 amino acids. The record is from RefSeq and is a predicted model, not a curated record.
AUGGCUCUUCAGCACGUUAUCAAAUUGAACCAAAUAUUCUACGAGUCUACGAGCUUCAUUCUUAAGCCUUCAUACUCACGAAAAGAUCUUGACUGCGGUGCAAUACUAUCAAAAUUAGCCGCCAAAAUGGCAUUAGAUGAACCAACAGGCUGCAACGUGAAAGUCAUAUGGCCCUACUCCAUCAUUCCAUGCGUUGUCAUCUUUUUCGGAGGACUGAUCAUCAUUUUUACGUCUAGACUGUGUCAAGGAGUCUACAAGUAUUUCAAAAAGUCUCGGACAACAGAACUUCGCGAAAAUAGAAAACCUUCAGCUGUUCAGCAGAUCGCAUCUUACAUGAAAACCGACGAAGAAGCUCUUGAUUCCAUCUGCAAGUCCGACUCUGUUGAUGAGGACAUCGCUAAACGCGUGAAGAGAAAAAAACUGAAAAUCAGAUUUUUUUUUUCACAGGCGCUGGCGGCCCAAACUAUUUUUGGCUCAAUCAUGAUUGCCUUAUCUUGCCUCACCUCUGUCAUAUCCUUGGUCGUCUACCUGAUAGACGCAUCCGGAGUUGAUCCAUUAGAAACGGAUUUUUUAGUUUCGAUCCGAGUAACAGACGCCGUUGAUUUGAUAUGCAAUGCCUUCUUCCUGUUUCAUUUCAUAUUAAAGCAGAGUUUGGUGCCGGUCCCAAGUUCGGGUAAAGGAGGAGAGUUGACAGGAGCUUGCUACACUGUUUUAAAAAAACGCUGCAAACACGAUGGAAUGAUUCUUGGAGAGAAAGCAAAAAAAACAUUAAUUGAAUACAAUCCGGUAAAUGACAGGUUGAUGUUUUCCAGAUUCAAAGGAUAUCCAAGAGAUAUUAUUGUGAUAGUUGCUUAUGCUCCAACACUAAAUCAUUCGGAUUAUGAAGUUGUAACGUUCUACGAACAACUGGAACAAACAUUGAAAGCAUUACCAAAGAAAGAUGUUAAGAUAAUUGUUGGGGAGUGGAAUGCUAAAAUUGGAAGUAACAACAUUGGUUUUGAAGAAGUUAUGGGAAAAUACGGUGUAGGAGAUAGAGGGGAAAGUUUACUAGAGUUUUGA